AUGAAUUUUGGAUCUAUGAAUAUUAAAGGAGCAGGUGGGGCUGGGAAAGCAGCAGGAGUUAGAGAAAUUCUGGAUUUUGAAUUCACAAAAAUGGAUGCGGAUGGAAGAUCGGGUGGCCUUUUGUCGAUGUGGAAUCCGCGAAUUUUCAAAAAGGAACUGGAGGUAAAAAAUCAAAAUUUUAUUAUACUAAAGGGUAGGGUCACUGGGGAGGAUGUGGAUAUGGUUAUUGUUAAUGUUUAUGGGUCAACGUUAAAAGCUAAUAGAAGGAGGAUGUGGGAAGAGCUGUUAGAAGCGAAGAAUUCGAUUCAUGGUUUAUGGCUAAUAUUGGGCGACUUCAAUGAAGUUAGGUACCCGGAGGAGAGAUUUAAUUCCCAGUUCGAUAUAGGUGGAGCUAUGAGUUUCAAUAGUUUCAAUAUGGGGGGCAUGAAGUUCACUUUCUUAUCUGGAGAUGGCACAAAUCUAAGUAAAAUAGAUCGGAUGCUAGUUUGUGAAAACUUUACGGGGAGGUGGCUGAACGCGUCACUAUUGGCUCUAAACAGAGACUUUUCAGACCAUAGUCCGUUAAUCUUGACGACUAUCAACAAUAGUUUUGGUCCAUCCCCAUUCAGGUUAUUUAGCAGUUGGUUUUCGAUUCCUGGUUUUGAUGAGGCAGUGAGGAGAGGGCUGAGUAAAAGUAGCGAUUCCAGGUUUAAAGAUGAAGCGAUGGCGAUAAAGCUAAAGGCAAUAAAGGAAGAAUUAAAGGCAUGGAGAAAGAAUAGAAAAGAGGAAGAAGAAAAGACCAUGAUAGAAGCUCAAAACAAUCUGAAAGUAUUGGAUAAUCUAGCGGAGGAAAGACAAUUAUCAGAAUCUGAGAUCGUCUCGUGGCACGAUUGCAAGAAGAGUAUCAAGUUUUGGCAUGAAAAACUGGCAACGGAUUUACAACAAAAGCAAAAGUGA
This is a messenger RNA of Helianthus annuus (common sunflower), 936 nucleotides long. RefSeq lists its product as uncharacterized. The transcript is spliced from 2 exons. The coding region runs from base 1 to 936 and encodes 311 amino acids. NCBI's taxonomy places the organism in Eukaryota, Viridiplantae, Streptophyta, Magnoliopsida, Asterales, Asteraceae. The record is from RefSeq and is a predicted model, not a curated record.